Molecule: messenger RNA, 678 nt
Organism: Arabis nemorensis
Lineage: Eukaryota; Viridiplantae; Streptophyta; Magnoliopsida; Brassicales; Brassicaceae
Source: the annotation of a GenBank genome assembly
AUGGCGAAAACUCGACCUGGUGUUGCCCCUUCGAAGAACAAACCAGGAAGGAAAGAUAUCGACGCGUAUACUAUCAAAGGCACCAACAAAAUUGUUAGAGUGGGAGAUUGUGUUUUGAUGCGUCCUUCGGAUGCUGGUAAGCCUCCGUAUGUGGCGCGUAUUGAGAAGAUUGAAGCGGAUGCGAGGAACAAUGUGAAAGUGCAUUGUCGAUGGUAUUACCGUCCUGAGGAAUCACUUGGGGGAAGGAGACAGUUCCAUGGAGCUAAAGAGCUUUUCUUGUCUGAUCAUUAUGAUGUUCAGAGUGCACAUACCAUCGAAGGAAAAUGCAUCGUUCACACCUUUAAAAACUAUACAAAGCUUGAGAACGUUGGAACGGAAGAUUAUUAUUGUAGAUUUGAGUAUAAAGCUGCUACUGGUGCAUUUACCCCUGAUCGAGUUGCUGUGUAUUGCAAAUGUGAAAUGCCGUAUAAUCCAGAUGAUCUGAUGGUGCAAUGCGAAGGGUGCAAGGACUGGUAUCACCCAGCUUGUGUAGGCAUGACGAUUGAAGAAGCCAAGAAGCUGGAACACUUUGCAUGUACUGAAUGCAGCUCUGAUGAGGACGUCAAAAGAUCUCAGAACGGGUUUUCUUCAUCGCCACUCGAUGAUCUAAAGGUGGAAGCCAAGCGCCGAAAAAGAUGA